Molecule: messenger RNA, 2079 nt
Organism: Astyanax mexicanus (Mexican tetra)
Lineage: Eukaryota; Metazoa; Chordata; Actinopteri; Characiformes; Acestrorhamphidae
Gene: fancl
Product: FA complementation group L
Exons: 14
Coding region: 392-1507 (371 amino acids)
Biological process (GO): interstrand cross-link repair; protein monoubiquitination
Cellular component (GO): nucleus; Fanconi anaemia nuclear complex
Molecular function (GO): ubiquitin protein ligase activity
Source: RefSeq, a predicted model, not a curated record
UUUUCUUUCCUGAAAGUUUGAUGACGUUGUGAGUUUGAGUGCACUGCGGGAAACAGGGGAGGCAGGUUAAAGUUAGCUUCAGUAUGCCCAUGUUUUGAAGGCUUUUUCUUUUAGUUUUUUAUUAUUUAAUCUACGCUAGAAGAGACGUGGAGGAGAGCAGGAGCUGUGGCAGUUGGUUCGCUGCAGUGUUAUGUUAGCAGCUAACUAGUUAGCUAGGUUAGCUAGCAAGGCAGCUAACUAAGUUAGCUAACACCAGCUGGACAUAAACACAGCAGAUAGCCAGCCAGCUGAUUAGCCAGUUUAACGUUAGAUUUAGAUAGUUAACCCUAGGUUAUGUAAGGAAAGGAUUCAGCGUUUCUGUGUAUUUUGCGGAUAUUUUUUUUUGUCCAGAAUGGCUGAUAACUUGCUUAAGGAGAGUCCUUUAUUAGUUGCACUUGAUAAGAACAGGACUGUUUACGACGGAUUCAUCUCAGUACAGGAGAAAGACUUCAGAUUGAGAAUAUCUCUGCCCCCAGACCAUCAGCUGAAACGGGCAAAAUUGCACUGUUGCUGGCAACUAAAACAGCUACUGAAAAAUUAUCAAGAUAUCGUAAAACAGAGGUUGCAUCAUUCUUCAGAUUUGGUCAGUUUUAUUUUGGAGCUGAGGACAAUACUGGAAUUGGCUUUGAAGAGCCAGCCAGGAUGGCAGUCCAUCCCACCACCUCAGUACUAUUCACAGCUCAUCACAGAAAUAGAGGAUCUAGGAUGGGAUAAGCUGCUCUUCAUCGAUACAAAUUUCCAAAGUCUUCAGCUGAAGGCAGAGGACUCUUCUGGUCGACAACAUUCUAUUACAGUCAAGCUUAAGUCCAAGUACCCAGGUGAAGCUCCAGAAUGCUCUGCAGACCUCCCAGUCCCACUGGUCAUUACAUGGACCUCCCAGAGCACUCUAGCUCACAUCCAUAGCCAGUUCCUGCUGAUUGUGGAAGCUUUGGCUGAGUUCUGGGCAGUGCUGGACGAGAUUGAUGAGCACACUUGGGUGUUGGAACCUGAAAAACCCACCAGAGCUGACUCCAUGAGGAGAAUCGCCAUUGGAAACAACGUCUCCAUAAAGCUCGAGAUUGAUCCCAGACAUCCCAAGAUGUUGCCAGAGUGCUGCCUGCUGGGAGCUGAGCACGUGGUCACCCCCCUGAGGAAUAAGCUGAAUGCUAACAUGCAUUUAUGGAACCCUGACUGCAGUGUCCUACAGAAUAUGAAGGAUGUUAUGGAGAUAGAAUUCCCGUCGCCUGCCACCCACGAAAAAUCUAGCUUCAGUGUGGAGUGCGGCAUCUGCUAUGCUUAUCGUCUCGAUUCGGCCAUCCCAGAUCAAGUCUGCAAUGACCCACGCUGCGGGCAGCCAUUUCAUCAGGCCUGUCUCUAUGAGUGGCUGAGAGGUUUGCCCACCAGUCGUCAGAGCUUUAAUCUUGUGUUUGGUGAAUGUCCCUACUGCAGUAAGCCCAUUACCGUGAAAAUGGAUGUUCAAAAAUCAUAACCUGCACAAAGUGAAUCUACAGUAUUUCAGUGCUAAGGCAAUGCUGAAGUGUUUGAUCUUGGAAUAUUAGUGUAAAACAACGCCAUGUUUAAAAAAACUCUGCCAGCAUAAUGAGAAGCACAGCAACGACAAUGCCUGCAUACAUUUUGCGGCUCCAGUGUGUACGGUUUAUGUUUUGUGCGUUAUUGCAGUUACUGUGAUUGUGCCUGUACCAGUCAUCUCUACCAUCAUAAUCACUCCUACUCCAUUGCUGUCCAUCAUUCUCCCAGUCGACUUCCUCCCAGAAGGUAUGAUUCUGGUUCUUCCAGUAGCCCUCGUCACUGGGUCUUCUUGCGCUGUAGUCAUCAUAUGAGUGACCGUUUCUUCCCCAGUGGUCAGGGACAUCUGUGUUAUACUUCGGGCGAAGAAUUUGGUCCCUCUGUCGUCUUCUCGUGGGCAGCCAGGCCUCAUCCUCAUCCUCAUCUGUUCUCCUGGUUGUAGACACUGGAGCCAACUUGUUUUUCCCACCAAAAUAAAUAUAUAGUAUUUUCCAUCUCAGUGUUAUUAGUAGUGUUCAUACAACAAAAAAUAAA